Trypanosoma theileri is the source of this 495-nucleotide messenger RNA. Its product is annotated as Tbingi protein. The annotation marks the transcript as partial. The record is from RefSeq and is a predicted model, not a curated record. The transcript has a single exon. Lineage: Eukaryota; Euglenozoa; Kinetoplastea; Trypanosomatida; Trypanosomatidae.
AUGGCCGUGGCAGACGGCUGCUGUUGGAACAUUUUGAAGAGGAUUUACGCCCCGCGACCCCUCAGUACCCCGGCGAUUAAACUUAACAAUACGGUACUCACGGAAAAUCAGAAAGCGAAGCACUUUAUCCGCUUAUAUUCAAGACGAGCUCAACGUCACCCACAUUCCUGCCCUCCAGCACCCAUUCCUGCCACCGAUACAGAAUUCAUCCCCAUUACAACAGCAGAACUGGAACGGGCACAACGUCUCCUUCCUAAAGGGACGGCCGCAGGUCCAGAUGGUAUCUACGGCGAGGCACUCCAACACUUGGGACCCCGUGCCAAAGCGGAGACUCUUGCCCUUUUCAACAAGAGCCUCCGUACGGGCGUUGUUCCAGUCUCUUGGAAAGUAGGCAUUAUUGUGCCACUUCUUAAACCAGGGAAGAAGGCCACCGACUUGGAUUCAUUCAGACCAGUUACCCUCACUAGUUGUCUGUCCAAAUUAAUGGAACGGAUC